Anopheles nili is the source of this 1137-nucleotide messenger RNA. RefSeq names its product epidermal retinol dehydrogenase 2-like. The record is from RefSeq and is a predicted model, not a curated record. Gene Ontology annotation, cellular component: lipid droplet. Lineage: Eukaryota; Metazoa; Arthropoda; Insecta; Diptera; Culicidae. Gene Ontology annotation, molecular function: oxidoreductase activity, acting on the CH-OH group of donors, NAD or NADP as acceptor. The transcript is spliced from 4 exons. The coding region runs from base 156 to 1103 and encodes 315 amino acids.
UGCUCAGUUGAACUCUGAACCUGUUCCGGUGCGGUGUCGUUGUGUCCUGAGGAUUUCCGGCUGUGGAAAACCGACCCCGCUCAAUCAAACGAAACCCGAACGGUCUGCUCUCAACCCCCUGUUUGUAAAUCAACACGAAUAGCUCGGAAACAACGAUGCCUCAGCAAGACGAAUCGUCGAGCAACCCGGCGGUGAUGGCGUACAACGCGGUGUUGGUGCUGUUCGACGUGCUGGUGUUCCUCGCCAAAUCGAUCUACGUGGUCAUUCGUGGUCUGAUCGAGAUGGUGGUUUUGCCUCCAGCCCGGGAUGUCAGCGGUGACAUCGUGCUCAUCACCGGUGCCGGCCACGGUAUGGGCAAGAAUCUGUCACUCCAGUACGCCCAACUCGGCACCACUGUCGUGUGUGUCGAUAUCAACGAGAAGAUGAACGGGGACACUGUCGCUGCUAUCAAGGCGAAAGGUGGCAAGGCCUUUGGCUACACCUGCGACGUCACCAACCGUCAGCAGGUGAUCGAUACGUGCAAGAAGAUCCGCGACCAGGUCGGCAUCGUUAGCAUUCUGAUCAACAAUGCCGGUAUCAUGCCGACCCACUCAUUGCUGCAACAGACUGAGAACGAGAUCCGUAAGACGUUUGACAUCAACGUGCUGGCGCACUUCUGGUUCAUUCAAUCGCUGCUGCCAGACAUGCUGAAGCAGAACCGCGGCCAUAUUGUGGUGUUGUCGUCGAUCGCCGGUAUGAUCGGAUUCAAAUACCUGGUGCCGUACUGUGGCACGAAGUUUGCCGUACGUGGUAUCAUGGAGGCGCUGUCCGAGGAGUUGCGCGCGGAUCCGGCCAAACCGAACAUCAAGUUCACGACCAUCUACCCGUACAUGGUUGACACGGGCUUGUGCAAGCGACCGUACACACGCUUCCCGAGCCUUCUGAAGAUGGUGAAGCCAGACGAAGCGGCAGCUGCCAUUAUUGACGCACAGCGACGUGGUCUUAUUGAGGCGUCCAUUCCGAAGUACCUGCUAUACCUGAACACCUGGUUCCGCAACCUGCCACUGCGCGUUGGGCAGGAGUUUGGCGAUCUGCUCGACACCGGUCUCCAGUCGGACUUGUAAAGGGCCUAGGAAUGGGAUCGAACAGCUUCCUACU